GCCUGAAGCUUUCAUUAGUUCCCUGCCAGCUUUCUUGUUGGUCAUCUCCACGAAUCUAUACAAUCACGCAGCGAAAUACUCAUCUCAAUGGAUGCCCUCGUUGCUGAGUUGGAGACGUUGCACAGCCACCUUCGUACGACGCAGGCCUACCGCGACAGCGAAGCAAAACCGAGUCUACUGCUGGAUGCAGUAGAGAAGAAUGCGCUGACGCAGGUGAUGAGCUACUACCGCGGCGAUGCCCUCUCUACACUGGCCGCCGUCUCGCCCUGCGCACGGCUUUGCUCGGAGAUCGCGUCCAACGGCCGUAGACGCACCAACUUGCACAUCCCUCUCAAUUGCGACGCCUUCCUGCAUGAACUGCAGUACAACUUCAAAGCGCUGCAGCCUGUGAGCAACAUCAGUUGGUGGUUGGAGCGGUGCCCGCUGAGCAUUCGCGCCAAGGACGCGGACGCGCUGAAUGAACUCCUUACUGCCUCUCCCGCAGUCCACGAGAAACUCAAGUCGUUGUACAUUGGCAAACGUGAGAUGAACACGUCUGUGCCAGUCAACGUGCUGCAUCAACUGGAGGAGCUGUCCGUCUCAGGCGAUGCCGCACUCCUGCGCGCUGUCGACGCUUCUCAGCUGACGGAGCUGCGCACGCUGCGUCUGUACAAAUGCGCAGAGGACACAUACGCCAUCCUGUGUCGAAUUCCGUCCCUGCAGAGCCUCUUUAUUGAGGGCCUGGAGAUGAGCACACCGUCGAUGCAUGAGAUGGCCUUCGCAAAGAGUCUCGUGCAAUUGACGGUGACCACGAGCACGCUGGGAAGCAUAAACGGGUUUGAGGUGUGCGCCAACCUCCAUCACGUGCGCUUCCACUACUGCUCCGGGAUGGAGGCGCUGUCCUCGUUGGCCGCUGCGCCACACCUGUGGACGAUCACGGGUCAGAGCAUCGGCGUCCACCAGCUUCGAGGGCUCGCAAUGUGUCCGGAGCUGGAGGUGCUGGAGCUGUCCAGCUGCAAGAGUCUUCGCCGCCUUUCGUCUCUAUCCGGCGCGACGCAUUUGAAGAGGAUUUCGGUGCAAGGCAGCGACGUGGACGACAUCAGCGGUCUCGCCGCCUGUCUUCUCUUGGAGACGAUCAACCUCAGCGGUUGCGCCCACCUGACCAGCCUUUCUCCUUUGUCCGGUGCACCUCGCAUCCGACACAUCUACGCCGCCGGCACUGGUGUGCGGGACGUGAGUGGGCUCGCCAGCUGCCCACUGCUUGAGGUUCUCGAUGUCAGCUACUGUGAAAACUUGAGCAGUCUCGCUUGUUUAGCUGAGUGCCCGCAUUUAAAGCAAUUGCUUGCGGCAGGAAGCGGCGUGAGCGUGAUUGAUGGGCUCGCGACGUGCCCGGAGCUGACCUCAGUGGACUUCACAGGGUGCUACAAUUUGAGCAGCCUUUCCGCGUUGGCUGGGGCGCCAAAGCUUGCGAAGGUCGUUGCGCCUCGAAGCGCAGUGAACAACAUUGACAAUAUCGGCAAGUGUCCUGAGUUGGAGAGUGUGGACCUCAAGUAUUGCAAGAACUUGCAGAGCCUCGCACCUCUGGUAGGGGCUCCUAAACUCGGCUUGAUCAUUGCAGCUCGCAAGUCGCUGACCAAUGCGAUGUGCCCCGAAGAACUGUUGCCGCUCAUCAAAGAGAAGGCUUAA
Molecule: messenger RNA, 1665 nt
Organism: Leptomonas pyrrhocoris
Lineage: Eukaryota; Euglenozoa; Kinetoplastea; Trypanosomatida; Trypanosomatidae
Exons: 1
Coding region: 88-1665 (525 amino acids)
Source: RefSeq, a predicted model, not a curated record